Molecule: messenger RNA, 751 nt
Organism: Chaetura pelagica (chimney swift)
Lineage: Eukaryota; Metazoa; Chordata; Aves; Apodiformes; Apodidae
Gene: ILRUN
Product: chromosome unknown open reading frame, human C6orf106
Biological process (GO): macroautophagy
Cellular component (GO): phagophore assembly site
Molecular function (GO): ubiquitin binding
Source: RefSeq, a predicted model, not a curated record
AUGGAGAGGAAUCUACAAGCUGCCAUUGGAGCAUACUAUGAUUUUGAGAGCCCAAAUAUCAAUGUACCAUCCAUGUCCUUUGUUGAAGAUGUCACCAUAGGUGAAGGAGAGUCUAUCCCUCCUGAUACCCAGUUUACAAAAACAUGGAGGAUACAAAACACAGGGACGGAGGCGUGGCCCCCAGGGGUUUGUCUGAAGUAUGUUGGGGGAGACCAGUUUGGCCACGUAAACAUGGUGAUGGUCAGGUCCCUGGAGCCCCAGGAGAUUGCAGAUGUCAGUGUUCAGAUGUGCAGCCUUUCAGGAAUGUAUCAGGGACAGUGGAGAAUGUGCACUGCCACGGGACUCUACUACGGAGAUGUCAUCUGGGUGAUCCUCAGCGUGGAAGUUGGAGGACUUCUAGGUGUAACACAGCAGCUGUCGUCCUUCGAAACGGAGUUCAACACGCAGCCACAUCGCAAGGUAGAAGGAAACUUUAACCCAUUCGCCUCUCCACAGAAGAACAGGCAACCAGAUGAAAACAACCUAAAAGACCCUGGGGGUUCCGAGCUAGGCACAAUCAGCAAAAACACAUGGGGGCCUGCUCCUGACCAAAUCGAACAAGAUCAGAAUGGACUGUCACAAAACUCUGUAAAUCUCUCCCCCAGCAGUCACUCGAACAACUUGUCGGUAGUGACGUACAGUAAGGGUUUCCACGGUCCUUAUCCCUUCGGACAGUCUUAAAACACACAAAACACAAAACGGGUAUCGACAA